AUGCUCGCCGUCGUUACCACCGACGGCUUCGCUCUCGCAGACCACAGUGCCAUCAAGCGAACUCCUGGUUCAAUCCCGGUAAAACAAUCCUUAGUGCAAGCCUGUCCGUCAGCUGCGUGGAUCUCCGGAACAACAUCCCUAUACUUCGCCGCAGGCAAAGCACUACUAACCUACCGACCUUCAAGCAAUCUCCGCACACAAGAAGUCCACGUAGCAGAGAGCGACAUCUCAUCUUUUGUCACCCAUGGACAUACCGCUAUUUACGCAACGGACAGCAAGAUCCAUGUUCUCGAAGAAGGAACAAUUUCUCGGACCUUCGAUUCGCAGAAAUCCCCCAUCACCUCCCUUUCCCUCUGUCUUGAUGGCUCACGCCUCGCAUCGGCGUCCUCGUCAUCCUGCGUACAAGUGCACUCAAUGACCUCGUCCUCCACCUCGGUUACUACCUUGCGAGGCAUCCCCGCUGCAUCCGAAAUCAUUAUCGCGUUCCACGCCCAUGACCGGAAACGCCUCAUCGUCGGGGCUGGUCGGCAAGUCCUUGUGUUCGAUGUCACACAUCCCUCAAAACCCUCCAAAAUCGUCUCGCUUGGGGACGAGACGUCGGGGGCUAUCGUUGGCGUAGCGUGUAGCCCUUUCAGCAAGACUUUGAUCGCCGCCGCGACGUCGUCAGGAGAGGUGGGGCUCAUCGACUUGGACAAGGAGAAAGGAUUAUUCAAGAGCCUAUUCCUUGAUACCAAGAUCACGGCGCUUGCAUUUACUCCUGAAGGAGGUGGAAUAUAUUUUGGGACGGAAGAUGGCAAGGUACUCUACGUUGACCUCCGCGCGCUGGAUAAGACACCCAUAUGCAACGUCGUUGGGGACGGUACCUCACCCAUAGUAUACCUCUGUGCUCAGAAAAAGUCUGAUAUGCCUGCCUCGGAGAAAAAGUCAAAACUAUCAUCGUCUUCAACGGCCUCUGUCACAUCCUCUCGUGCUUCUGUAGCAAGUGCCCACUCUCAAGAUGCAGUGUCGGCGGCGAAAGCACGAAUUGCCGAGAAGAAGGCAGCAAUCAGCUCGAAGACAUCCUCGCGCAACCCCCUGUCAACCAUCCCGCAGAACCAAGCCGCAGAUCGAGCGAACAAUGAUACUAUCCGCCAGCCGCUCUCCAUCACUCGCACUGAUUCCAUAUCUGGGCAUCUCGCUGCUCUACGCCGGAGGCCAAGUUCGUCAGCCCACUCAGUGGCUUCGUCCAGCCGAGUAUCGUCAGGCAGUGGCGAUCCUGGUCCAUCACGGCCUUCAUCGGCAAUGUCACGACCUGCAUCGGUACUAUCGCGACCUCACUCCGUCGCGUCAACGCAGGCACUUGAAGACAUUGAACCGGACUUGCCGGAUCCGCCGUCAGAGCCGGCUACGCCAAUGGCGAAGAGGAGGAGCACUCGCGCUAUGAGCGACCUUGGUCUGGGGACGCCGAGUAGACCUGCGCGUGCAUCUAGCCGUGCAGGGUCGGACCCUGUCGACGCCGGCCAGGAUAAAGGGAAGAGAAGGGCAAACGCGAAGGAGGAGAAGAAGACUCGGUUCACGACGCAGGGGCAACAGCUGGAUGCGGAUGCAGACGAGGUCUUCAGCCCGCCCGCUCGUUCGCGGACGUCGUCAUCUACAGGGCAAGAACAACGCGAACGCGAGCUCGCCCUGCAGAUAUCGCCGCGAAAACCCGCAGCCACCGCAUCCUCCGUGGAUUGCAUGCCCUCACCUCUCCGACAACCAUCGUCCGCGCUGCCCACCAACGCACAGGACUUCAUCCGCGGCGUGAUGCAAGACGCGCUGCUCGACUUCCGACAGGAGUCUCACGCGGAGAUGAUGGGCUUGCAUCUGGACAUGAUGCGCAUGGGCCGGGACCUGCGCCGCGCCAUCGAUGCGAAUGUGCAUGCGGAGCUGGAGGCGCUGCGCGAGGAGAACCGCAGGCUGAGGGCGGAGAACGAACUGUUGAAGAAGGGGAGGGUGAUGACGAUGUAAACUGUGAUUUUUAGUAUGAUUUAUCUUGAUCUUCGAUCUCUUAGUCAGAG
Molecule: messenger RNA, 2039 nt
Organism: Coniophora puteana RWD-64-598 SS2
Lineage: Eukaryota; Fungi; Basidiomycota; Agaricomycetes; Boletales; Coniophoraceae
Product: WD40 repeat-like protein
Exons: 3
Coding region: 1-1989 (662 amino acids)
Biological process (GO): mitotic cell cycle; microtubule nucleation
Cellular component (GO): centriole; pericentriolar material; ciliary basal body
Molecular function (GO): gamma-tubulin binding
Source: RefSeq, a predicted model, not a curated record